Molecule: messenger RNA, 447 nt
Organism: Musa acuminata AAA Group (dessert banana)
Lineage: Eukaryota; Viridiplantae; Streptophyta; Magnoliopsida; Zingiberales; Musaceae
Exons: 1
Coding region: 1-447 (148 amino acids)
Source: RefSeq, a predicted model, not a curated record
AUGGCCACGCCACAACCACGCAUGAACACAAACACUCUAUCUACAUCAGCACCACCUCACCACCCACUGAGCUACUCCACAUUGGUGCUUGAGGCUGAGCUCAUGGGGAGGCAGAACGGCGAUCCCUUUGCCCUCCACGCCUCCAUCGCGCUGCUGCAGGAGCGGUUCAAGCAGCUGCAGAGGGUGAAGGAGCUGAGGGAGCAGCGGGAGCUGCGGAAGGUGUGGAGCGAGGGCGAGCCACCCAGCUCAAGUGCUCAGUGUGGGCAGCAGAACUGGCUCUUCCACCCCGACCUGCCAUGGCCUCCGUCGCGCCGCCACCUCAGUGAUCACGUAGGACCCCAUGCACCCGAGAACGCACCUUCCAUGAGCCUGUGGCCCAGCAGAAGCAUUGCUCAGAAUUCAAUCACAGGACAUGAGACAGAUGUUGAUACUUCUCUGCACCUGUAA